Molecule: messenger RNA, 2115 nt
Organism: Daucus carota subsp. sativus
Lineage: Eukaryota; Viridiplantae; Streptophyta; Magnoliopsida; Apiales; Apiaceae
Exons: 9
Coding region: 143-1981 (612 amino acids)
Source: RefSeq, a predicted model, not a curated record
CGUGGUCGCGUAAUAAUGGACUGCUGAUCACAACUACAUAGUAGGGCUCUUCUGUUUUCUUCUUUAUAAAACCUCUGUUGCUUUCAAACUUCAAAGUGCAUGAUAUUCACUUUUCUGAUCAACCCAAGAAAGUAAAGUACCUAUGGGCGGCGACACAACAAUCUCCCCUCCUCUUUCUUCUUCAGAUGAAGAAUCUUUGUUGGAACAAGAACUUCAAGACUACCCUUUUGAACCAUCUGCUUCACUUAGAAGAGAUAAUUUAAGUUUGAAGGGAGAUGAUGGUUCGGUGAGGGCAGAAAAGGGUUUGAUGCUCAAGAAAUUUAAUGAUGUGGGUAUUCAAGUGUCUAGGGAUUCUUUGUACUUCACAGCUAAACAAAAGCAGGCACACCACGCUUACAUAUAUAGUGAAGUUUUAUGGAGUUAUGAUGAAUUGCAGUGUCGAACUAAGAGUUUGGAGGCGGCCAAGUUAAGAAUUUUGAGAUACAAACCUGGAACAUGGACUGAGAAGGUGGGUGGUAUGGAAUUGAGGGAUUACAUUGUACCAAAGACGGCUACACUUUUACUGGUUGGCCCAGAAAGAUCUGGAAAAAGCAGUCUUGUCAAUAGAAUUUUAAGGGCAUUCGACGAUGAUAAGUUUUCCCCAGAAAGGGCUCAAGUAUCAUAUAAUUGUAAUGAUGGAGAUGGAACAUACUUCCUUCAGGAGAAUAUGGUCCUGAGAGGUUCAUCUUCUUUUUGCUUAUAUGACACACGUAGUUUGUCUGAUAAUGAAUCUGAAAAUACAGACAUUCUAAAUCAAUGGAUGACUGAGGGUGUCCGUCAUGGAGAACUUGUUAUUAGGAAUUCUGAUGGUCCUGAAUUGAGAAACAAAUUGAAUUGUAAAUCUCAUCAGAAUCUGCAUUGCUCCAGUAAGACCAGGACGGUUAAUUUUGUCAUAUUUGUUGUUAGUGGCCUUUCUGUUCUGAAUUGCAUGGACAAUGGCGAUGAAGAUGAUGGGUACAACAAGAUGAUUGCCACAAUGUUCAAGUGUCCAUUCUUGUCCUUUAAAGAUGAUAAACCUGUUGUUGUGGUCACACAUGGUGAUCUACUUUCAUUAUCUGAUCGUGCACGUGUUCGUGUACAUUUGGGAGAACUGCUGGGUGUACAUCCAAAGAAACAAAUAUUCGACAUCCCAGUUGCAGAAGAUUGUGACCCAGCAACUGAUUUGACAAUUAUUGAACUUUUACGCUAUUCCCUCGAGCAUGCUGAUAGGAAUCUUCCCAACAAAGCCCGGUCUAUUGGCAAGAUUCACAAGGUAUGGCAACCAAUAUCUUUAAUUAUGGUGCUUAUUCUGGGCAUUGCAAUAAUUUCAGCCCUUGUCCAUAAUGCUUAUGUCUGUAAUGGUCACAAGCUCCAUGCCCCCCACACAAAUGCUCCUAUCGGCAGAAACGCCAAUAAUGCCUCUAAAGCAGAUAGUCUUGGUAUUAAAACAGUGCAUACUCCCGAGGCAGAUGCUGCUACUGGUACUGGUUGGACUGCAGAAAAUUUCUCCCUGGUGAAUCCAUCUGAUAUGGACACAAAGCAUGGGUGCAGAACAAAAUCAUCAUACCUGCCUCAAAAAGAAGCUACAGCAUCUCCAAGCACAAAUGACGUCCCUACUAAAGAUGCUCCUACUGGUAGAAAUGCAGAUAAUCUCCCGCAAGCAGUUGAUCCUUCUGGUAUGAACAUAAUGCUCGAGCACAAAAGAAAAUCAGCGCGCUUGCCACCAAAAGAAACUACAAUAGACGUCCCUGCAAAAGACGCUCCUGGUAGAAAUGCAGAUAACUCUCCUCAAGCGGAUAAUCAUGCUGGUAUGAAAAGAAAGCUUGAACGCAGAACAAAAUCAUCACACUCAACUCAGAAAGGAGCAACAGUAUAUUCCAGCAAAACAGUAUCGUCGAGCUUACCUGAAGAAUCCGCUCAAGAGGAUUGGAAUAGAUUUAGACUGUGGUUAGAUUUAGACUAGAUAGCAAGACUGGUCGAACAGGUAACAAUUAAAUAAAAUAAUAUUGUUACUAAAGUAAUAUUGUCUUUAUAGCAAGAUGAUUCAAAUUUACAACUUAUACAAAUCAUUAUUAUCGUUGCAUAUGAUUAAAAUAA